This is a messenger RNA of Castor canadensis (American beaver), 4525 nucleotides long. RefSeq names its product natriuretic peptide receptor 1 (gene Npr1). The record is from RefSeq and is a predicted model, not a curated record. Gene Ontology annotation, cellular component: plasma membrane. Gene Ontology annotation, molecular function: protein kinase activity; guanylate cyclase activity; peptide receptor activity. Lineage: Eukaryota; Metazoa; Chordata; Mammalia; Rodentia; Castoridae. Gene Ontology annotation, biological process: protein phosphorylation; intracellular signal transduction; receptor guanylyl cyclase signaling pathway.
GGAAGCAGCUGGGAGGGAGGGUUCGGAGCUUGGCUUGGGUCCUCGUCGGUACCCCUCCCCCCCGACAGCCGUAGACUGGGCCGACCAGACGCCCCCUCUGGCACACUCCCUGGGGCAGGCGCUCACGCACGCCCACGAACACACACUCCCCUUUCCUGCUUCUCGCGCCCUCUCCCAUCCUUCUUCCCUAGCGCUUUCUUACUCUCUCUUUUUCUCUCUCUAGCUCUUCCUUUCGCUCCCUCGCUCGCUCACAUCGGAUCGUCUCCGACCAGGCGCUCUCCUCACGCCCACCUGCUCCGUGGCGCCCUCCGUUCACCCCUACGUCGCGCGCCCAGCCUCUCGCGCUCUCCGCCCUGACAAUCGCAGCCACGGGGAAUAGCGUAUCCCCGGGGAGCGCCCCCGAUCCGCUCCUGCUCCUGUCCACAGGGGCGCGCCUGAUGCCCAGAACGGGCCGCUAAGCCCGAGGACACGGAAGAGACCAUGGUGGGAGCGCUCGCCCUCCGCUGUGCCCACUGAGGCCAUGCUGGGGCCCCAGCGCUCCACCGGCGCCCGCCCGCGCCUUCUUGUGCUCCUGCUCCUGCUUUUGCCGCCGCUGCUGCUGCUGCUCCGGGGUAGCCAUGCGGGCGACCUGACGGUAGCCGUGGUGCUGCCACUGGCCAACACCUCGUACCCGUGGUCGUGGGCUCGCGUGGGACCGGCCGUGAAGCUGGCUCUCGCUCGAGUGAAGGCGCGACCCGAUUUGCUGCCAGGCUGGACCAUCCGUACGGUGCUGGGCAGCAGCGAGAACGCGCUGGGCGCCUGCUCGGACACCACUGCGCCCCUGGCCGCAGUGGACCUCAAGUGGGAGCACAACCCCGCGGUGUUCCUGGGUCCUGGCUGCGUGUACGCCGCCGCCCCGGUGGGACGUUUCACCGCGCACUGGCGGGUGCCGCUGCUGACCGCCGGCGCCCCGGCGCUGGGCUUCGGGGCCAAGGAGGAGUACGCACUGACCACCCGCGCGGGGCCAAGCCACGCCAAGCUGGGCGACUUCGUGGCUGCGCUGCAUCGACGGCUGGGCUGGGAGCGCCAGGCGCUUGUACUCUACGCCUACCGGCCGGGUGACGACCAGCCCUGCUUCUUUGUAGUGGAGGGAUUGUACAUGCGGGUCCGUGAGCGCCUCAACAUCACAGUAGACCACCUGGAGUUCGGCGAGGGAGAUCACGACCACUACACUAUGCUGCUGCGCACCGUGCGGCGUAAAGGCCGAGUUAUCUACAUCUGCAGCUCCCCAGACACCUUCAGGACCCUGAUGCUCCUGGCCCUGGAGGCUGGCCUUACUGGGGAGGACUAUGUUUUCUUCCACCUCGAUGUGUUUGGACAAAGCCUGCAAGGGGCAAAGGGCCCCGAACCACCUAGACCCUGGGAGAGACAGGAUGGGCAGGAUGUCAGUGCACGCCAGGCCUUUCAGGCUGCCAAAAUCAUUACUUAUAAAGAACCGGAUAAUCCUGAGUACUUGGAAUUCCUGAAGCAACUAAAACUCUUGGCCCAAGAGGAGUUCAACUUCACCAUGGAGGAUGGUCUGGAGAACACUAUCCCAGCAUCCUUCCAUGAUGGGCUCCUGCUCUAUGUCCAGGCAGUGACAGAGACUCUGGCACAUGGGGGAACUGUCACUGAUGGGGAGGACAUCACUCAGCGGAUGUGGAACCGAAGCUUCCAAGGCGUGACCGGAUUCCUGAAAAUUGACAGCAACGGAGACCGGGAGACUGACUUCUCUCUCUGGGAUAUGAAUCCCGAGACUGGCGCCUUCAGGGUUGUACUGAACUACAAUGGAACUUCCCAAGAGCUGGUGGCUGUGUCAGGGCACAAUCUAUACUGGCCCCUGGGGUACCCUCCUCCUGACAUCCCUAAAUGUGGCUUUGACAAUGAGGACCCGGCCUGCAACCAAGACCACUUUUCCACACUGGAGGUGCUGGCUUUGGUGGGCAGCCUCUCCUUGCUUGGCAUCUUGAUUGUCUCCUUCUUCAUAUACAGGAAGAUGCAGCUGGAGAAGGAGCUGGCCUCAGAGCUGUGGCGGGUGCGCUGGGAAGACGUGCAACCCAGCAGCCUUGAGAGGCACCUCCGGAGCGCAGGCAGCCGGCUGACCCUGAGCGGGAGAGGCUCCAAUUACGGCUCCCUGCUAACCACAGAGGGCCAAUUCCAAGUGUUUGCCAAGACAGCAUACUAUAAGGGCAACCUCGUGGCUGUGAAGCAUGUGAACCGUAAACGCAUUGAGUUGACACGAAAAGUCCUGUUUGAACUCAAGCAUAUGCGGGAUGUGCAGAAUGAACAUUUGACAAGGUUUGUGGGUGCCUGCACUGACCCCCCCAACAUCUGUAUCCUCACAGAGUACUGCCCCCGUGGAAGCCUGCAGGACAUUCUGGAGAAUGAGAGCAUCACCCUGGACUGGAUGUUCCGGUACUCACUCACCAAUGACAUUGUCAAGGGAAUGCUGUUUCUACACAACGGGGCCAUUUGCUCCCAUGGGAACCUGAAGUCAUCCAACUGUGUGGUAGACGGGCGCUUCGUGCUUAAGAUCACCGACUACGGAUUGGAGAGCUUCAGGGACCCAGAGCCAGAACAAGGACAUACUCUCUUCGCCAAAAAGCUGUGGACAGCCCCUGAGCUCCUGCGAAUGUCUUCCCCCCCAUCCCGGGGCUCCCAGGCUGGUGAUGUGUACAGCUUUGGGAUCAUCCUUCAGGAGAUUGCCCUGAGGAGUGGGGUCUUCCAUGUGGAAGGUUUGGACCUCAGCCCAAAAGAGAUCAUUGAACGUGUGACUCGGGGUGAGCAGCCUCCUUUCCGGCCCUCCCUGGCUCUGCAGAGCCACCUGGAGGAGCUGGGGCAGCUGAUGCAGCGGUGCUGGGCAGAGGACCCACAGGAGCGACCACCCUUCCAGCAGAUCCGCCUGACAUUGCGCAAGUUUAACAGGGAGAACAGCAGCAAUAUUCUGGACAACCUGCUGUCCCGCAUGGAGCAGUAUGCCAACAACCUGGAGGAGCUGGUGGAGGAGCGCACACAGGCAUACCUGGAGGAGAAGCGAAAGGCUGAAGCCCUACUCUACCAGAUUCUGCCUCACUCAGUGGCUGAGCAGCUGAAGCGCGGAGAGACUGUCCAGGCUGAGGCUUUUGACAGUGUUACCAUCUACUUCAGUGACAUUGUGGGUUUCACAGCCCUGUCAGCAGAGAGCACACCCAUGCAGGUGGUGACCCUGCUCAAUGACUUGUAUACUUGCUUUGAUGCUGUCAUAGACAACUUCGAUGUGUACAAGGUGGAGACCAUUGGUGAUGCCUACAUGGUGGUGUCAGGGCUCCCAGUGCGUAAUGGGCGGCUCCACGCCCGCGAGGUGGCUCGCAUGGCACUAGCGCUGCUGGAUGCCGUGCGCUCCUUCCGCAUCCGCCACCGGCCCCAGGAGCAGCUGCGCUUGCGCAUAGGCAUCCACACAGGACCUGUAUGUGCUGGUGUAGUAGGGCUAAAGAUGCCCCGAUACUGCCUCUUUGGGGACACAGUCAACACAGCCUCAAGAAUGGAGUCUAAUGGAGAAGCCCUAAAGAUUCACUUGUCUUCUGAGACCAAGGCUGUGCUGGAAGAGUUUGAUGGUUUUGAACUGGAGCUUCGAGGGGAUGUGGAGAUGAAGGGCAAAGGCAAGGUUCGGACCUACUGGCUCCUGGGAGAGCAUGGGAAUAGCACCCGAGGCUGAGCUGUCUCCCCUGCUGUCCCUCCACACCUCACUUUCCUGUGCCAGAGGUGACAGUGCCAGGACUGGAGAAGUAGUUUAAACAGCUCAGGUGUGCCAACCCAAGCUGUCUUCCAAUGGAGGCACCAGAUGUGACCUCUGAGAGAGGGGUGAACUCAGAGUUCACAGGACUGACCAAAGCAUGUAGUCACACACAGUGGUGCACAUCUGCACAUGCAUCCCCACUCCACCAUGACUAGGGCCAGGCUGGAACAUGGAUUCCUGAAUCCUCUUCCUCCACUUUUCUAUACUGUGACUUUUUAUUGGAAAGGGAAAUUACUACCUACGGGAGAAUAUGACAAGAGACUCUAGGUGAAGGAAGGGGUGGGGGAAUCCAGAUCUGGGCCUAGUCUACAAGGCCACAAAUACUACCCAACAGUGGACACAGUGCACAGGGGAAAAGAGGGGUGGCAAAGAAGGGGUGCAGGUCUGUAUGCCUUGCUCCUCCUGUGAGCAAAGAUCAUUAAAAUCUUUCUUUCACUGACAGUGUCUCUUCUUGAGGGAGAAAGGGUUGCUAGAAAACAGCCAUGUUCUCCACCCUAUGCUACGGAAAGACUCUAAGCUGGAAAGGCAGGGUUUGAACAAAGCUGUACUCACCUACAACUUUGAGAAGACCAUGGGACAUCCAAUGAAUUUCCCAGCAUAGCUGAAACUGUACUGAGAUCUCCAAAGAGUUUUUGUUUAUGUGGCUUAUAUUUAUGAAUAUUGGCUGUAUUAGAGAUGAAAACAACCAAAAAAAUGAAAUUGAAUUUUAAUUUAUUAACUCAUUUAAGAUAA